GUUUCUUGACCACAACUAAAUAUAAAUAUAUAACGCUAAAAUGUUGCUAAAUACGGAGUAUCUGAUGUGGCUGUGAUUCUGCAACUUGGGAACCUCACUAUCUCUAACUCCAUUUCUUAACCAAUCUGCACUCCGUUUAAUUCAUCCACGAAAAUCGUGCCCUUCAGAUAUUUUUGUGCCAAGAAGUUUUGGUUCUAUCCUCCUCUUCAUUCUUCUUCGUUCUUCAACCUUCACACCCUCAUAAGAUACGUAAGAAUUAAGAUCAACUCAGCUGUUCAGCGUGUUAAUCGACUUGAAUUAACGUGACAAAACAUUUCUUUCAAUGUGUUCUGUCCGUGAGUUUUGUGGUUGCUGAUUAGUUCUUUUAAAUGUGUAUAUGUGGGCUGAAGCAAGAGGGUUUGAGAAGCAGUUCAAAUAGCUGAGAGUGACACAUGGGAUCAGGAUUAAUUCUUUAUGAUAAAAACUCGAUCUUUACGAUAAAAAGAGUAGAGUUGAGAUGGAAUCACAACUGGGUUUGAUUGAGCAGUCCUUUAAUGUCAGGUACUCAAGUUUGGUUAGAGAUGCACUUGAUAGCUUGCCUGACAGUUUUACCAUAACUGAUCCCUCCAUUUCUGGUCAUCCAAUUGUGUAUGCUUCUACUGGGUUCUUGAAAUUGUUCGGUUAUUCAAAGGAGGAGGUGAUUGGUAAGAACGGUAGGGUAUUUCAGGGUCCACAGACUGACAGGAGAUCCGUUAUGGAAAUCCGAGAGGCCAUACACGAGGAGCGUACUAUACAAGUUAGUUUAUUAAAUUAUAGGAAAGAUGGGAUACCGUUUUGGAUGCUGUUUCACAUGUCUCCUGUUUUCUGCGAGGAUGGGAGGGUUAUUCAUUUUUUGGCAGUCCAAGUGCCUAUCUUGAAUAGGCCAACGAGGCUCGGUAGGAAGCGAAUGAACCUUUGUAAGGAUGGAGUUGCUUUUAGGGAGCCCAUGUUCAUGUGUUGUAGACGAGAUGUUUGCUUCAAUCCGGUUUCAAAAUUUGGACCUGCAUUAGCUUCACAUUCAGUUUCUGGCUUGCAUUAUCCUGAACCAGAGGAUACUGAUCCAUGUGUGGCAAGUGAUAUAGAGAAGAGAACAUCUAUGGCUGCUCUCCACAACAUAUUAUCUGUUCUUAUGCAUUAUAGUGAGUUGACUGGCAGAUUGGUGUCUGGAAAGAGAUGCACUCCACCUAGGAUGGACCUUCUUGGUACAUCACUAACAUCAUCUCUUGGUACAAUCAAGCAAAGCUUUGUAUUAACUGAUCCACAAAAACCUGACAUGCCAAUCGUAUAUGCAAGUGAGGCCUUCUUAAGAAUGACAGGAUAUAAUAGAGAUGAUGUUUUGGGACACAACUGCAGAUUUUUAAGUGGUCUUGAUACCAAUUCCCUUACUCAAUUCCAGAUAAAAGAAUGCAUUAGAACAGCACAACCAUGUACAACACGUAUCUUAAAUUACAGAAAAGAUAGCACACCGUUUUGUAAUUUCCUGCAUAUUUCACCUGUUAGAAAUGCAACUGGCAAGGUUGCAUACUUUGUUGGUGUUCAAAUAGAAGAAGAUGCAGAGAAUGCCCAUGAGAAACAUGGAUUGGGACCUGACAGGAGCCACUUAGGUGCUGUUGCUGCUGUCAAGGUUACGGUGAGAGGCUCAUCCAUGGGAACCACCACCACGUCGUAGUAAUUCUCAUAUGGAGUUGUUGUAAUCUUCUCCGCAACUCCGUUUGUAUCAAGGUAUUUUAUUGAUCAGGGUUCUGCGUUAUAACCACUGGACAAAUAGAGGCAUACGCUUUAGAUUGUAAUGCACAUUCUUUGUAUAUAUACUGUGACAUGGUAUUUGAAUAAAAUUAUGAACACUGGUUCAAUA
Messenger RNA from Cuscuta europaea, 1873 nucleotides. The record is from the annotation of a GenBank genome assembly. NCBI's taxonomy places the organism in Eukaryota, Viridiplantae, Streptophyta, Magnoliopsida, Solanales, Convolvulaceae.